AUUCAACGGUUAUUAUUUAAUGUUAAUACAAAUUAAUUCAUUAUCCAACAAAAACAUGUUAAACUCAAAGUGUUAUAUACCAAGAUAGAAAAUUACACGAAAGCGACGUUAAACGAAUAAUUUCCUACAUUGAUUUCCCGCCAUCGCAAACUUUUGAAACUUUCGCCGAUCAACAAUGUUAUCAUCGAAUGAUUUAGAGAGGCUAAUUGCAGAGAAGAGACAUGACAUAGAGAGGGAGAAAAUUGAUUUGGGCUUAUCAAGAUCACUAGAUAAUAAUGUAGAAGAAAACAAAGAAUAUAACAACAGUAAGAAAGUUCAGAUCUCAAAACAAGUGUCACAUAAUAAUUAUGUGAAACCAGAUGAUAGUUUACAGAAGGAAACAAUUUCACUUGAAGAAGAUAUACCUGCUGAUUUAGAAAGAUAUAUACGCCGUUGUACGGGGCUUCCAGUGAUGUUGAAGGCAGGCGAGUACUCCCCCAACAACCCGCUGGUGCGCGGCGAGCGGGCGGGCGCGGGCGAUGUGAUGCUCGGCCUUGGUGAAUAUGAACGCAGACGGAAUACAUUGCGGAGGAUACGUCAACAGCAGUAUAGAGAGUAUUUGGACCAGCAAGCAAAAUUAAAACAAGAGGCUAAAGAGAAAGCGGAGCGUGAACGUCGCGAGAGAGAGGAGAAGGAGAGAGCGAGAGAAGAAGAGAGAGAACGAGAGAGAAGAGAGAUAGAAAUACCCAGUCCUGUGAGAAGAAGAGCGAGUUUGAACUACGGACAUGAUGUAUCCAGUGGUAGCAAUAAUACUUAUAUCACCAAGGUGGACACGGGAGUGCAGGUGGAGAGCGUGACACGGCCUCUGUCAGUCGCCGUGCAGACUGACGACGUGGACCUCUACCCGGUGCCACUGGUACAUCAGAAGUUAACACAAGCGGAGAGAGAGCUGUCUCCCCGAGUGGCAGGGGAGCAGACACACAAGUGGACAGAGGACUGGACGCAGUGGAAGGAGAGGAGAAGGAGCUAUGGUGAUUUUGAUGAUCAUAUAAGAAGUGGAGUGAGGAAGAGUAAGAAGGAGAAGUUAGGAGAUAUGCGACACUCCUACAUGCCUUCAAUAUUUGAUGCUGAUGCUAUACAACUGCGCAACUUGCAGGCUGAGAAGGAAGCUGCCGCUCGGCGUCAGUUCUACCAGCAGGAGUUGAAGAACCAGAUCAUGGAGCAGCAGAGGAUACGAGAGGAGAGGAAGACAAGAGAAAAGAUGUUGGAAGAAGCAGAGAUGCGUCGCCUGGAGGAGCAGCUGCGAGCGCUCAAGUCUGCUCAGACACAUGAGACGUACAGACAGAUACAACACAACGAAUAUAUGAAAGAACAUUCAUCGGAAUAUGAGAAGAAAAGAGCCAUGCUCCAGAAUGAGAUAGAGAAGGAGAAGAGAACUCUCCUCAGAUCUACGUCACACAAACCUGUCAGCAGUGUGUCACGUGACAUCACACAAACCUCACACAGCGACAAUAUUUCCAAACUACCAUUUUACUAUCAAAAUAAAACAAAUAAACCUCCAUAUUCAAUUAAUAUUCCGGAAAAUUCAAUAUUUUCACAAAACUACGACAUCGAAAGUUAUUUAAGAAAAAAUCUAAAUCCAAGUCGAGAAAGUCUCAUUUCAAAUAACUUGAGAGAAUUAAGAGCUGAAAAUACACAACAUAUAAUCAAAGACAACAAAAAUACUAAAGACAAUUUCACAGAACAAUAUUCAAGAGAUGAUUACACAGAAAAUAAAAAUACCCGAGAAAAAUACACAGUAAAUAAAAAUACACGAGAAUCUUACACAGAUAAUAAAAACAACAAUGUUAUAAUCGAAAAAGCUUUAAUCCAUACACAACCUAAACGUAACAAAGAGGAUACUUUACCAAUACCAGUAUUAAAACAUUCACCAAUAAAAAUAUCAAAUGAUAUUAACCAAAAUACAGAAUUAAGCAAAGAAAUGCAAAUUGUAGACGACAAAUGGAAAAUUCCCGCCGUACAAAAGAAUAUAUUAAAAACAUUACCAAAAGAAGAUGGUAAAAAUAUUAAUAUAUUAACACAAUUAGGUUCAAUAAGACGACAGUUACAACUGGAACAACUUAAACUUGAUAAUAUGAUUGCGAAGGAUGAUGAUGUCUGACUAUUCUGUUGUUUGGGUCAUUUCAAUGUGUAAAAAACAAAGAUAUAUAACCUAUGGAUCAAUCCGAGGCAAAUACUGGGGCAAAAAAUGAGGCAAAAAAGACUGUAGGAGGCAAUUUUUGGGGCAAAUUUCCUCAUUUUGGUUCCAGAGAUGUCAAAAUUGUAUCUAUAGGUUAUAUAUCUAUGGGUAAGAUGUUAAAAGAUUGGAAAGGAUUUGCUGGUCAAAGUACAAAAUGGCGUUUUUUUUUCUAUUUUACAGAUUAAUAAGACAGUAAAUUAAUUAAAUAUUCAUUUUUGAAGUCAAUUAUGUGAAAAAUUACACAAAUAUUAUUUAUUAUGGUUUUAAAUAAGUCUAAAUAGCGAUUUAAAAGCUUUAUUGUGUUUAAAAAAUGUUUAAUUUUGUUUUAAAACUGAUAUUGAAGAGAAAUGUAACGUCCAGUAUGAAAAUGUAUGACAGAUGAAGAUGAAAUGGCGCAAAUAAUAAAAAAAAUAUUCCUUCCAAAUAUUGGCCUAAAUUGCUUCUAGGAUUUAAAUAGUAAAAAUUAGUGGCUUGAAAAUGUUGCCUUAUUAAAAAAAUAAUAAUUUUAG
This is a messenger RNA of Papilio xuthus (Asian swallowtail), 2727 nucleotides long. RefSeq names its product trichohyalin. Lineage: Eukaryota; Metazoa; Arthropoda; Insecta; Lepidoptera; Papilionidae. Bases 176 to 2140 code for a protein of 654 amino acids. The record is from RefSeq and is a predicted model, not a curated record. The transcript has 10 exons.